Molecule: messenger RNA, 402 nt
Organism: Protopolystoma xenopodis
Lineage: Eukaryota; Metazoa; Platyhelminthes; Monogenea; Polystomatidea; Polystomatidae
Source: the annotation of a GenBank genome assembly
AUGUUGCGUCCAGUCCUGCUAGCCACAUUUCUUUUCUUUCCUUCAAUAUAUCUUCCACCAUGCUCUCUUUUGUCAUAUAUAUUAUCUUCCUCUUCUCCGUCCUUGGCUAUGGCUCUUGCCUCUGGCGACGAGCAAUCACAGUAUUCGCUCGUGAAGCAAGGAUCCCUCUGCAACAGUAAUACCCCGAAGCAUCCCGAUUUCUGCCCCCAUAACACUCCUUUACAGGCCCAAUCAGAAGCUGUUGGUUAUUCUCAAAAUACAAAUGGGGCCACCUGCCUUGAUGCGUUUAAUUUUCCACAGGUCGAGGCCUCUUGCUUACAGUCUACUGGGGUGAUUGACCAAGAAAAUCAAUGUAUGUCUAAUCAAUCUACUGAGAAACCAUCCUGGCAUUUGCAGUGGUAA